UGCCCUACAGACUGUUUCGCUCUCGCAGUUGCUCUUUCGCCAAGCGACGAUAUCUGUCCUUCUCUGUAACGGAAAAACCGAACAACUUUUUUUCGUAAUUUCGCGCCGAAAUCAGACGAGCCGCAAAUCGAUUUAAAAAUCGCAGUCCGCUCGCGCCAUCUAUCGACCGAUUGACCAUGUUUGAAUUCAGUACUUCGCAAUGAAACGCGCGAAACUCUUCAGUGCAAAUUUUCAGCUUCAGAGUCAAGAGCAAAUUGUUGUACUUGUUAAUUGUCAUGUUGUGAGAUUUUUAUGUUCUGUGAGACAGUGAUGUGUCACGUUUAUUCUACGUCGUGUGAUUGCAUCAAGUACGGUAGCUUUAUAUUCAUAAUUCUCUGAGAAAAAUGGUGGAUAUAAAAAAUAAUACAAAUGAAACAUAUGAUUGUAAUGAAGAAUCAAAAAUCAGAACUAACAGUUUUGAUACUGUGCCAUCAACACCUUCUUCAUCGUCAGAUUAUUUGACAGGAGAUGAUAGUUCAGACAGUAAAGCUGCUAUACCAUUUAGUUUAAAAUCAGUGGAAACUACACUUUCAUUAUCCAAGGCUACUUCUGAAGAAUAUUUGAAAGAUAUGAUAGAAAAGUGCAAACAAAUGGUGUUAGAAAGUGCAGAAUGUUCAGAUGAGCGAAAAUGGCUUGUUAGACGUUUAAUAGAAUUACGUUUAAGAGUACAAGAAUUAAGAGAAACAUCAGAAGAAAAUUUGCUAGAAACGCAAGUCAUUUUAGGCCAUCAUUUAGUACCACAAAAAUAUUACAUAACCACUUCUGGGCCUGCAUAUUGUGAUCAUUGUAGUGGAGCUAUUUGGACUAUGCUCCAAUCAUGGUAUAUGUGUAGUGAUUGCAAAUUUUGUUGUCACUGGAAAUGUUUAAAUAAUAUAUGUAGAGUAUGUGUUCAUGUGGUUGCUAGUGAAGCAGGUGGUUAUACAUAUACAAAAGAUAUUUGUCCUGAAAAGGGUUUAUCAAAUCAAGGAUAUAGAUGUGCUGAAUGCAAAGUUCGAAUAACAUUCACUUUCUCAAAAGGAUUAUCCUUAUCUUGCUUUGGUAAUCCAUUUAGGAAUACAGAGUCAGUAUGGAUUGAGCCACGCCUUUGCGAUUAUAGUGGAUUGUAUUAUUGUCAAAGAUGUCAUUGGAACACUGUAAUGGUAAUUCCUGCAAGAGUAAUUAGAAAUUGGGAUAUGGAACCAAGGCUCGUAUCCCGUGCUGCUGCACAAUUGCUAACACUUUUAGAAAAACGUUCUGUUUUAUUACUCGAAGAGUUAAAUCCAAAAUUGUUCACUUUAGUUCCAGAUCUCUCUGUAGUAAAGAGGAUGCGGGGCGAAAUGCAAAUGAUGAAACAUUAUUUGGUUUUGUGUACGGAAGCUAAUAAACAAGGAUUACCAUGGAAAAUUGGAAUACGUACUCAUAUGAUAGAAAAUUCGGGAAAUUAUUCAAUUAAAGAUCUUGUUGAUCUUAAUAACGGAAUCCUCUUAGAAGAAAUUCGUACUGCAUAUGAUAUUAUGCAAACUCACAUUACCGAACAGUGCGAAUUAUGCAAGGCGAGAGGUCAUUUGUGUGAAUUGUGUGGUAAUGAUGAAAUUAUAUACCCGUGGGAUGCAAGUUCUAUUACUUGUCAUCAAUGUUCGGCUGUUCAUCACCGUGCAUGUUGGUCAAAACAAAAUCACUACUGCCCACGAUGCGCAAGGCUUCAAAAGCGACGUGCCUUGCAAGAUCAACAAAUUUCGGAUACAGAUGAUUGUAUUAAAGAAAAUGGAUUGAACACAAGUGAAUCACUAAGUGAUACAACAUAAAUGCCAAAUAUCACACUUAUUGUGAUUUCAGGUCUUGUGCAACUUUUUUAUAAAAUAAAAUUAAAAGACAUUCAUAAGAUUCAUAUUUUAUAAUAUAUAAAAUAUCUCGGAUUUAUUUUAAGUAGUAAUGUUAGAAAUA
Messenger RNA from Frieseomelitta varia, 1962 nucleotides. It is a transcript of the gene DEF8, whose product is annotated as differentially expressed in FDCP 8 homolog. NCBI's taxonomy places the organism in Eukaryota, Metazoa, Arthropoda, Insecta, Hymenoptera, Apidae. Bases 384 to 1823 code for a protein of 479 amino acids. The record is from RefSeq and is a predicted model, not a curated record. The transcript is spliced from 8 exons.